AAUAAUAUAAAGUAUAUAAAAACAUGUUACAAUAUUUAUCUAUAUCUUUUUUGUCUUAUGAAUGUAGAGUUUAACCUUUGAUUAAUUAGUUUGUUUCUGCAGAUAAUGAUUGGGGGGGUUGAAGGCUUGAGUGGUCCUUAUGUUUCAUACCAUCCCAACAAUUCAACACAAGAUUCAUCAAACAAUUCAAGAAAACAAUAUUAUAUAAAUAAAUUUGCUUCAAUACAAAAAUGGUCUUUCUUUGAUAUGCUAUAUGAUUUCAAUGACAUGUGAUAGUAAUAAUAAUAAUAAUAAUAUUCAUUCUCAUCAUUGGAAUUUGGAGUUUAGAAAAGUUUUGAGGAGGAAGUGAGUGAGAAAAUUAAAAGAAAACAAAAAUGGGUUCUGUUGGAGGAGAAGAAGUAAUUCAAGAAGCUGCAACAGAUCAUGAAGAGAGAAUUCUUGUUUCUGUUCGUCUUCGUCCUCUUAAUGAUAAAGAGAUUUCAAGAAAUGAUGUAUCUGAUUGGGAAUGUAUAAAUGAUACUACCAUUAUAUACAGGAAUAAUAUUUCAGCUUCUGAAAGAUCUCUUUAUCCAACAGCAUAUUCAUUUGACAGAGUAUUUAGAUCAGAUUGUUCUACAAGGGAGGUGUAUGAUGAAGCAGCUAAGGAUGUUGCUCUUUCUGUUGUCAGUGGCAUCAAUUCAAGCAUUUUUGCAUAUGGACAAACAAGCAGUGGAAAGACAUACACCAUGAGUGGUAUAACUGAAUGCACUGUUGCUGAUAUUUUUAACUAUAUAGACAAGCACAAGGAGAGAGAAUUCAUUUUGAAGUUUUCAGCAAUUGAGAUUUAUAAUGAAUCUGUAAGGGAUCUCCUUAGUCCAGAUUGUACUCCUCUUAGACUUCUUGAUGAUCCAGAGAGAGGGACAGUUGUUGAGAAACUUACUGAUGAAACUUUGAGAGACUGGAACCAUUUUGCAGAACUCAUUUCUUUCUGUGAAACUCAAAGGCAAAUAGGAGAGACAUCAUUGAAUGAUGCAAGCUCUAGAUCUCAUCAGAUUCUCAGACUGACAGUUGAAAGUUCAGCAUGUGAAUUCCUUGGAAAUGAAAAAUGUAGCACUCUUUCUGCUUCAGUGAAUUUUAUUGAUCUUGCUGGAAGUGAGAGAGCAUCUCAAACCAAUUCUGCUGGUACAAGGUUGAAAGAAGGUUGCCACAUAAAUCGUAGUUUACUAACUCUAGGAACUGUUAUCCGAAAACUCAGUAAGGGAAAAAAUGGACAUAUACCUUUCCGAGAUUCGAAGCUAACUCGCAUAUUGCAAUCGUCAUUAGGAGGCAAUGCUAGAACUGCAAUAAUCUGCACAAUGAGUCCUGCAAGGAGCCAUGUUGAACAAACAAGAAACACUCUCUUAUUUGCAAGUUGUGCUAAAGAAGUUUCAACUAAUGCACAAGUGAAUGUAGUGGUGUCUGAUAAAGCAUUAGUCAAACAAUUACAAAAGGAGUUGGCUAAACUUGAAAGUGAAUUGAGAAAUUCAGGAUCAACCCGUCCUAAUUAUGAUUCUGCAGCAGCAUUAUUGAGAGAGAAAGACCAUGAAAUUGAAAUGUUAAAAAAGGAGUUAAAGGAGGUUACCUUGCAGAGGGACCUUGCACACGUUCAAAUUAAGGACAUGCUCCAAGAAACUGAAAAUAACAUGCCUAAUUUAAUAGAAGAGGAGAGUUUAGGAUCUCGGUAUCCAAAAUUGCGGGUAAGAAAUGCAUGGGACAUCGAGAAUCGAAGAUCGGAACCGAACAUUUUAAGUAUUGACCGUGAGGAAAGUGUUAGGUCCUUUGAUGCAUCUCACUAUUCAGAUGGACAUAGUAUUAGUUCUGAUGACAAUUUGUUCCAACUACCUGACCUUGACAAGAAUCUUAUGGUCAGAAAUUCUUCAUCUGGACUAUCUGUUAAAAGCAUUAAUGCUGCACAAAAUGAUUUGGAUAAAAAGAACAUUGAAGAUCAACAUGAAGAGGACUAUUGUAGAGAAGUUAGGUGCAUUGAGUUAGAAGAUCCUAUAAAAAAUACACAUACACAUUCAAACUCAGAAGAUUUAAGAUCAAACAAUACAUAUACUGAUUCUAGUGUAUCAUCUCCUCAUGCAAAGACAGCUAUGUCAGGAAUAAAUGUGAAUUUGUGUUCAUCUGAGUUAAAGGAAGAGAAAAGAAUGAACCGUUUGCGCGAAUAUUUCGUUCUUCCAACGCCGGAGAAUAUUUCACCUUGGAUGACAGAAAACAACAAUAGAAGUAGUAGUUCUAGUUCUAGAUCAUUGAAGUUUAGCAGAAGUAGAAGCUGUAAAGCUAGUCUCAUGAGGAAUAUAUCUUCUGAUUGGUUUGAUGAUGAUGAUGUAGUUCAGAACACACCUCUAAUAGGGAAUGAAAAAGACUUUGCUGGAAGACCUGAAGGAUUUCUGAGAAAGGCUCAUACAUUAAAUUAUAAUGCAAAUGCAGAGAGGACUUCAAAGAAUGCGAAGCCGUUCGUCGACGAGGAAAGUGAGAGCAAUGAUCUUUUAACUACAAACAGAAAGGAAACAGAAAAUCUUAAGAGAUUGAAUUUACUGGCUGAUCAUGAGGUUCAUGGGAUAGGAUUAGAUGCCAUAAUGUCUGCAAAGAAUGUCAAAGAUAUUGGUUUGGACCCAAUGCAAGCUGAUGGAGAAAAUAAUUCAGAUUGGCCUUCAAAAUUUAAGAGGCUACAAAAGGAUAUUAUUGAACUUUGGGAUGCUUGUAAUGUUUCAUUGGUUCAUAGGACAUACUUUUUCCUUCUCUUCAAAGGGGAUCCAUCAGAUUCUAUUUAUAUGGAGGUAGAGCUAAGAAGACUAUCAUAUCUUAAUCAAACUUUUUCACAAGGCAAUAACACUCUAGGAGAUGGAAGAACCAAUACCCCUGAGUCAAGCAUGGGAGAUCUAAGAAGAGAGAGACAAAUGUUGUGCAAGCAAAUGCAGAAGAAGCUAUCAAAAUCUGAUAGAGAGAAUUUAUAUUUGAAAUGGGGGAUUCGUUUGAGUUCAAAGCAUAGGAGGUUGCAGUUGACUCAUCAGCUAUGGACUAACACAAACGACAUAGAACAUAUUAGAGAGAGUGCAGCUGUUGUUGCAAAGUUGGUUGGUCCAAUUGAGCCAGAACAGGCUCUUAAGGAAAUGUUUGGGCUCAACUUUGCCCCACGGCUCACAAGUAGGAAAUCUUUUAGUUGGACUUGGACAAACAGCAUGAAGCAGAUUUUGUGAGUUUAGAAUUUGGAUUAUUUUUGGUGAAUGCUCGUCCACCUCCGUCUUCAAAUAUAUUACUGGAAAUUAGGAUUCAGUAGUAUAUUUUUUUCACUACCAGAAACUAGAUUCGGUAAAAGACUGCAAAAAUUUAGAGUUGGGUGAACAUUCACCUUAUUUUUAAAUAGUUUGAUACCGGGAGCAAUUUAUCCACUUACAAUUCUAAAUUGUCAUAUGUGUUUUUAAAAGUGUACUUUUAGACUAUAUAUUUAGUCUAAGUGUACUUUUAGACACCACAAAAUCUGAAGUGAUAUUUGAGUGUAGAAAGUUUCUCCCUUAAUAUGACAAUGUUAAAAAAUUUGGGAGGUUUUAUAUGUAAUAACACGAUUCUCCCCUGUUCCAUAUUGUGAUUUUUUGUUGUAAUUUUUAAGGUGACUUUUAGAAUGGUCAAGUUACUUAAUUUGUGUAUGGUGGAGAAGUUGUGACCUAUAUAGUUGUCACAUAACUUUAUUGAUUUAUGAAUUAGCUCCUCAAA
Messenger RNA from Cicer arietinum (chickpea), 3735 nucleotides. Its product is annotated as kinesin-like protein KIN-7F. NCBI's taxonomy places the organism in Eukaryota, Viridiplantae, Streptophyta, Magnoliopsida, Fabales, Fabaceae. Gene Ontology annotation, molecular function: microtubule binding; ATP binding; microtubule motor activity. Gene Ontology annotation, biological process: microtubule-based movement. The record is from RefSeq and is a predicted model, not a curated record.